GAUUUCCGGCAGCCGCCUAUGCAGCCUAUGCAGCCGGACGUGGUUACUCUGGAUAUCCAAGCUUCGGUUUGCCUUACCCUGCUGUGGAUCUAACUAAUGGACAACUAACGCCGAACAACAACACACCGCUACUCACACAGGCACUUUCAGUGAUGAACAAUUAUCAAGCAGCAGCUGCAGCAGCCCAUAGCUUUGGACCAUCCGCAUCCCCUCAUACUACCACCACCCGUCAGGGGUUUCCUUCAACCAACUCCCCUGGGCCUACCAUUGAUAUGUACAGCUCGAAUGCAGCCGAUAACGUCGGCUAUGUACAGGCAACCAGUCCACAGCCUUCUGGAUUUCCGAUUGCUGUGAGUCGGGCACCAUUGAACUACAGCCCGGGACCACUAAUUCCUGCGGCGUUUACAAAUGGAUACCAUUAAAAAGUGGCGAUGCGUUGCAACAAAUUGUACACCCCAA
Rhagoletis zephyria (snowberry fruit fly) is the source of this 459-nucleotide messenger RNA. RefSeq names its product RNA-binding protein Musashi homolog Rbp6-like. Lineage: Eukaryota; Metazoa; Arthropoda; Insecta; Diptera; Tephritidae. The record is from RefSeq and is a predicted model, not a curated record.